AUGUUGCCCCUAGUCCAGACGCACCAUACGGUGCAACAACCGCCAAACUUCGAGCCCGUUCCGGAUUUUCAGCGACAGCAGAAUCACCUCCAACUGCAGCAGGAUAGUCAGCCAUUCCCUACCACGCACGCUUAUACAUCUCAUCAUUGUAUGGGCAGCUUACCCUCUGAUUCUGCAAGCAACCUUUUUGUUGACGGCAAGACUCCGAGGACCUUUCCCAUUCGAAACUCUCAUCCAACUCCACCACUCCAGCGACGGGCUGCGACUACCGCCGGACUGCUACAAGUUGUUGACCAGCCAGAACACCAGUUGCGACGCAAGACACCAAAUGGUACGAUCGACGCAGGCUAUGAUGGCUCGACUGCCCAUCUCGCGUCAGGCCCCCCACCACUGAAGCAGAUGAUUCUGCCAGCCGCGCCAACUGCCUACACUGCGAAUCGCCUUCAAUCUGCCACCGCCCUGAACCGACAUUCUAGACUGAUUCCGGGCACACAGGGCCGUAGCUCCCUAUCCGUCGUUUACGAUCGAAUCACUGAGAACAACAACACGACGUCUCUCGCAUAUAAUCCAUGGGUGCACGGGCUGGAGUUGUCACACCAAUCAUUGCCAAGCGCCAGUUCCUUGGGUUCCCAAGUUCUCGAUCCUUCACAACACAGGUUUAAUACUCCUAACAUAUCUUCUCUUUUUGAUUCCGCUGCGCAGUCACGUCCUCGGUCUGCGUCUUUCCACAUCAACCCUUUCUUUCCAGGAGGGCUUCCUGCAGACGGCGCUGCUGCAGCCCUUGUCCCAGGGCUUCUUCAGUCAGCACAUCCUUGGUAUCCUGCGCCUCAACCAGGGCCCAGCUACGUUGGACCACCCUCCUAUCAUACGCCGUCUCCGUCGACGUACGACUAUCGAUUGUCCCAUUUUCCUAAUCAAACAAAUCGCCCAUCAGCUCAUUUUACCCCGCCAGAUACCUAUUCCCAUCACGCGUACGGCACAGGCUACCUACACCCAGCGCCAUUCAACUUGGAAGCGUUAACACUAGAGCCAAACCAAGCCGGUGGCAAUAUCAGUUCAACCACUGGGACAUCACCCUCUAACUUCAGGGAAAAGGUGCUUGCUCAGGCUCAUCGGAGUUAUGUUGAUUUGCUUGCAUAUCUACAUCAUGGUCGAAAGACUCAACAACUCCGGCCGGGGUCUGCCUUAAGCACCACGUCAAGAAUGGUGGUGUACCCUAAGCCGCCAAAGCAACCAGCAGCUGCAAACUCUUCAGUCUCUUAUUAUUCAGGGGAUAUGGCCACAGCGGCCAGCAUGCAGUUGAAGGCCAACUCAAGCGGGGAUGUAUUUCUUGGGUCUUCGACGAAUAGAAUGCAAAUGCCACCCCAAUCUAUUGUAUGGGAUGGCACCCCUCCGGAUGUAAGGGGCAGUGUCUUCCCGAUCGUCAGCUCGGCGAGUUCAUUAUUUUCAAAUCAAUCCAGGCGAAGCUCGCCAUUCAUGAAUGCCAAAGGGUCUUUGGAACUGCUCACUCAUUUUUGUGAGCAAAGCGGGUGGAAAUGGAUUGACGGUGUCCUGCUUGGAGGAUGUCUUCAUUACGGCCUAGAGCACUUCGAGGAUGCAUUGGAGUGGUUCAAUCGGGUUAUUACCUUGGAUCCUAAUCAUGUAGAAGCGCUGUCCAAUAUGGCAGCCACUCUAUACUGCCUUAACCGACAAGAGGAAGCGGAAACUUGCUGGUUGAAGGCUAUUAGAACUCGACCACAGUACCUCGAGGCUGUUGAGCACCUCGUGGGUCUUCUUUACAGGAAGAAGAGUUUCGAUGCUGUUGAAGUUAUCAGCUUUGUCCAGAAGUCGUUAAAAAUGCCAAAGGGCCGGUUAGGGACUGUAAGCUCUGGCUCCGCUCCAGCGGUUUUGCUUUCGAGCACUUCGUACGACAAUACCAUCCAGCCCGGCUUUGGAUCAAGCGGAUACGCGAUCCCGGGCAGCGAGAACGGACGUAUCCUCGCUCUUGUCCAUGCCAAAGGUACUAUGUUGUACAGUCUGAAAGAUGUUGCAGGGGCAUCCGAAGCCUUCGAGGAAGCAGUUUUGAUCAGUACGGGAAGACAGACAUCUUCUAUUCAGGCACUAGUGCAGCAAAUCCAGACAGUCCUCUGCCCUGACCUUGGCCUUGGCAAAGCCUCUGGACCGGCGGUUCCUGCGCGCCCAUUGCUUUUGCCUCCCGAAAAAGCGAGGUGUACUGCGAAGCUAGUAUUUUCUGGAAAUGGCGAACUCCCUGGUUUACGAUUCGUGCCUGAAGGCGGACCCAAAAGGGCAGCUGUCCAGACUACGAGCAACUCUCUACUUUCCUUGGCUAAAAUCUUCCAGGAUGCCAUGUCAUCCGGAUCCGCGUCUGCUAGACUCGUGCGGAAGCCUGCCGGGGUCGGAGAUAUCCUGGCUCUCUACUAUUUGUCGUUGUCUCUUCAAGAAAGCCCGUCAACAGCUAACAAUGUUGGAAUUCUCCUCGCUAGCGUUCAGCAGUCAGCUACAGCCAUGUCGCCUGGAACCUUAUCAUCACAGCCCAACGUACCUGGCAUACCCCCAGGUAGCGGAUUGGCGCUGGCUCUUUCAUACUACAAUUAUGGCUUAUUGUUGGAUCCAAAACACGUUCAUCUGCACACAAAUCUCGGAAGCCUUCUCAAAGAUAUUGGGCAGCUGGAUUUGGCCAUUCAGAUGUAUGAGCAAGCUGUCCAAUGUGAUGGCAACUUCGACAUUGCUUUGACGAAUCUCGCGAAUGCGGUCAAAGAUCGUGGGCGAAUCAACGACGCCAUUAUAUAUUACAAGCGCGCAGUUAAAUCGAAUCCCGAGUUUGCUGAGGCUGUAUGUGGACUUUCUACGGCUCUGAACUCAGUUUGUGACUGGAGGGGCCGAGGGGGAGCGCUGAUUCAACAGGGAAGGUUCGAUCGCUGGCAUGUGGACGAUGACGGCAUGCUGGUGGACGCACGAAUCCAGGGGCGGGGAACUGGCCUCACAAAGAAGGUAACCGAUAUUGUCGCACGCCAGCUCGAAGACGCAUCAACAUGGGGUAUAGGUGCAUUGCAGGAGAAUGAGAUUGCCCAUCUAGCAUCCCAACUUCAACUGGUUGAUUCCCAGGAGGUGCAAACAUCAGUUACUUUCGCCUCGCUACUUCGAACCUGGUCUAAGUGUCCCUGGGAGGGAUCUCGAAUACUGAGGCUUGUGGAACGAGCUACACGAGCUUCAAUGCGGAAAUGGUAUUGCGACAGACAUAUCCGAGGAAUCAGGACAUUUUUGAAAUACGAACGACCACGGCUACCGUCCAACUUGACUGUCCCCUCAGCCCCGACCGUCCUCCCCUUUCACACUUUCACUUGUCCGUUAACAGCCAAAGACAUCCGAAUGAUUUCCCAGCGCAAUGCUUUCAGAAUCUCUUGUUCAACGCUAAGGUCACCCUGGUUACCCAGCACCGUAUAUCCACCACCUUGCCCUCCUUCGCCACAUCUCAACGUCGGUUACGUAUCCUCGGAUUUUAACAACCAUCCUUUAGCUCACUUAAUGCAAUCUGUGUUUGGCUUUCAUAAUAGGGGUCGCGUAAAGGCGGUUUGUUACGCCACGACGGCAAGUGACAAGUCCAUACACCGCUUGCAAAUUGAACGAGAAGCACCGGUAUUUCGAGAUGCAAGCACCUGGUCUUCAGAUAAAUUAGUAGAACAAAUCGUGCAGGAUGGGAUUCACAUUCUUGUUAACCUGAAUGGGUACACGAGAGGCGCUCGGAACGAGAUCUUCGCGGCCAGGCCAUCCCCGAUUCAGAUGUCAUUCAUGGGGUUUGCUGGCACCUUGGGUGCUGAGUGGUGCGACUACCUCCUUGCGGACACUACUGCCAUUCCCCCUGACACAUUGCGGCCGUGGCGUGGCAACCUCAGUAUUCACGAUGUGUUCAAAGACAUGACAGAAGAAGAUGCAGGCGACUGGGUUUACUCGGAGAACAUUAUCUUCUGUCGAGAUACGUUCUUCUGCUGCGACCACGCACAAUCGAGUGAACCAGAUGAGCAUAAGGUCUCCUGGGAGGAUGAGCAACGCCGAAGAUGGACGAUGCGCAAAGAGCUGUUUCCAAACUUGUCUGACGAUACAAUCAUUCUAGGAAACUUUAACCAGCUUUACAAGAUCGACCCAACAACGUUUCGAACAUGGCUUCGCAUCCUUGCGCAUGCUCCCCGUGCUAUACUUUGGCUGCUGCGAUUUCCUGAACUAGGAGAAACCAAUCUGCGGAGAACAGCCAAAGCUUGGGCAGGCGAAGAGGUUGCGAGUCGUAUCAUUUUUACAGAUGUAGCGCCCAAGAACCAACAUAUCUCCCGGGCUCGAGUCUGUGAUUUGUUCCUCGACACACCGGAAUGCAACGCUCAUACUACGGCCGCAGACGUACUAUGGUCCAGCACCCCACUUUUGACCUUGCCUCGCUACCCACAUAAGAUGUGCUCUCGGAUGGCAGCCUCGAUUUUGAAGGGCGCGUUGCCUAAAAACAACCAAGGAUCAGAAGCGGCGAAAUAUCUCAUUGCUAGCAGUGAAGAGGAGUAUGAAGAAUUUGCCAUUAGACUGGCGAACGGCCUAUCUUACCAAAUCAGCCGCGGGGGGUAUGGCGAGGGAACAGGUCGACUGGCAACCUUGCGCAAGCUCCUUUGGGAUAGUAAAUGGACCUGCGCCCUUUUUAACACAAGACGAUGGGUGGCUGACCUGGAACGUGCCUAUGAAGAAGCAUGGCGGCGAUGGGUGGCGGGUGAAGACGGAGACAUCUACCUGUAG
Colletotrichum truncatum is the source of this 4770-nucleotide messenger RNA. RefSeq names its product glycosyltransferase family 41 protein (tetratricopeptide). Gene Ontology annotation, molecular function: glycosyltransferase activity; protein binding. Gene Ontology annotation, biological process: protein O-linked glycosylation. Lineage: Eukaryota; Fungi; Ascomycota; Sordariomycetes; Glomerellales; Glomerellaceae. The record is from RefSeq and is a predicted model, not a curated record.